ACUCCUUUCCGUUUUUACUUCUCAACCUCAUCACCAUCCAACUCUUCAAUUCUCCACUGCCAGAAGAACAGAGAGACACACAGAGCUCAAGCUCAAAGCAACCUCCUCCGAUGGCGGCGACAGUGUCCACCAUGGCCAUGCUCAACGCCAAGUGCUUGGCCACCAACUCCUCCUCGCAGCCUAAGCUCAUCCCCGCAAAGCCAUCCCUCAAGCCCACCUUCCUCAACCUCCCCGCUGGCCUCCUCUCCACCUCCCCCAAGCAGGCCCAAAUCCUGGCCGGCUCCGCCAUCGCCGGGGCUGUCUUCUCUACACUCAGCCAUGCCGACCCGGCCUUCGCAGCCCAGCAGAUCGCUGAACUGGCCGAGAGUGACAACCGCGGGCUCGCGCUGCUGCUGCCCCUCAUCCCGGCCAUCGCUUGGGUCCUCUUCAACAUCCUCCAACCGGCGCUGAACCAGAUCGACCGGAUGAGGAGCACCAAGGGGGUGAUCAUCGGGCUCGGGCUUGGCGGGCUUGUCGGAUACGGGUUCGGGCCGGCCCAGGAUGCAUCGGCUGCCGAGCUGGCGGCAAUCGCCGAGGCCUCGGGAAGCGACAACAGAGGGCAACUCUUGCUGUUCGUGGUGGCUCCGGCCAUUUUGUGGGUGCUCUACAAUAUCUUGCAACCGGCUUUGAACCAGAUCAACAAGAUGAGAUCUCAGUGAAAGAUAAAACGAAGUUAGAAAAGAACUGGGUUUUUGUGGAAGUGUAUCGGAACUUAUAUAUAACAUGUACCUGCACUUUCUGUCAAUGGAAUUUUCUUGUC
Syzygium oleosum is the source of this 799-nucleotide messenger RNA. RefSeq names its product photosystem II core complex proteins psbY, chloroplastic. Gene Ontology annotation, molecular function: manganese ion binding. The record is from RefSeq and is a predicted model, not a curated record. Bases 111 to 698 code for a protein of 195 amino acids. Gene Ontology annotation, biological process: photosynthesis; cell redox homeostasis. The transcript has a single exon. Gene Ontology annotation, cellular component: chloroplast thylakoid; membrane; photosystem II. Lineage: Eukaryota; Viridiplantae; Streptophyta; Magnoliopsida; Myrtales; Myrtaceae.